Nicotiana tabacum (common tobacco) is the source of this 561-nucleotide messenger RNA. NCBI's taxonomy places the organism in Eukaryota, Viridiplantae, Streptophyta, Magnoliopsida, Solanales, Solanaceae. The record is from RefSeq and is a predicted model, not a curated record.
AUGGUAAAAGGAGUUUGGCUGCAAAGACAAACAAAUAAUAGGAUGAAGAAUGUCUGGCUAAAGUUGAAGGCCCUGAGACCUCUGCUUAAGCAAUUGAAUAGUAAACAUUUCAAAGGUAUCGCACAAAAGAUAAACAAAGCCCGAGAUACUGCUUCUAGACCGCAACAACUUAUUCCUUGUAUAAUUAGUGAAGCACAAGCUGGAUUCAUCCCUGGGAGAAAAAUUGCAGACAAUAUAAUCCUUGCUCAUGAAUUAGUUAAAGCUUAUACCAGGAAACAUAUCUCCUCUAGAUGUGUGAUUAAAUUUGUCCUGCAAAAAGUAUAUGACUCUGUGGAAUGGAUCUACUUAGAACAAGUUAUGGUUGAGCUUGUCAUCCCUGGAAGAUAUAUGGAGUGGAUUAUGGAGUGUAUAAGAAUUGUAAACUACACCGUCCUGAUUAAUGGGGAACCAUCUGAACCCUUUGAUGCUGCAAUAGGAUUAAGACUUUGCUAUCUCAAUGGAGUACUUGAGAUGGAUAUGGGCUGGUCUAAAAGAGGCUACUACAUUCAAGUAUCAUCCUAG